Messenger RNA from Bursaphelenchus xylophilus (pine wood nematode), 1064 nucleotides. The record is from the annotation of a GenBank genome assembly. NCBI's taxonomy places the organism in Eukaryota, Metazoa, Nematoda, Chromadorea, Rhabditida, Aphelenchoididae.
AUGCCGGCUGAUCUCGAGCUCCCAGAUCCUAAACGUCCGUUUUUGCCGACUCCCGAUAUUCAGAAUCUCUCACGAUGUAGCUGUAAUAACGAUGAUGACAUACCUCGGAAAGAAGUCACUGGUUUCAAUUUGGUGUUAUUGGCGUUGGAAAGAUUUGUAAAGCUGACAGUUAUGAUGUUCGGUGUCGCCUUGGGUGUCAAAGGAACUCUGAGGGCUACUGUGAAUGGGGUAAGUGGAAUGCCGUGCAGGUUUUGCACUUUUCCUCUCCAGACGUUUUUUAAAUUAUCCUCCUUUAAACUUCUUUGUGGAAGUCGCUCAAAAUUAGAGAUUCCAGGUGAAAAGUGUAAAAAGUGCUUGCAUAAGUUAUAAUUGUAACAGUACCAAUGAAUAAUUAACACUUUCAGAACGAGAUGAAUGCAAUCCUUGCCUUCCUCAGCACUCUCUGCCCGUUGUACUUGACUUCUGCAUACAUUUACACCAAAAUACGAUCACUAAAAAAUUGGAAUGCGCUCACAAUCAGGGUUCAUAUUUAUACGCGUAAGUUGCUGUAAAAAAUAUUUUCAACUUUACAAUUGAAGGCGACCAAUAAUUCCUUAGAAAUCAUAUACGCAUUGUGAACAAUCCGGGUUUAAUCUCUGUGUCCUCAGUUUUAACCAUACUGGAUCAAACUGUAAAUAUUGCCUGCAUUAGCUUGAGACACAUCCGGGACUUUCGAGAAAACAUCAUCUUUCUUGAUGAUGUGUAAUAUAAGCUGAUAAGAGAAUAUCAUCCGGAUACUGUUUUCAGACGUCUUCCUCGCCUUCUUCGCCAUCUUCUCGGCUUCCUGCACCGUUCUUAUCUGCAUUAUGUUGGAAUUGAAUGGGCUAGAUUCCUCCGAUUAUUGGGAGGCCACGUUUUGGAUGGUCCACGCCUUUUUCUGGGAGACCAUCACCUGGAUUACGCUUAGGAAAUACAUCAUCCAACUGUGCAGUAAGAAGAUACGACUGUGCCGAGUGGAGACGAUCGACUCCGAACUCAGCACCGAGAUCGAACACCUAACUCAAGAUGCCGAUUUGAAUGUGUAG